This is a messenger RNA of Rhizoctonia solani, 2037 nucleotides long. RefSeq names its product Fungal Zn(2)-Cys(6) binuclear cluster domain. Bases 1 to 2037 code for a protein of 678 amino acids. Lineage: Eukaryota; Fungi; Basidiomycota; Agaricomycetes; Cantharellales; Ceratobasidiaceae. The record is from RefSeq and is a predicted model, not a curated record. Gene Ontology annotation, cellular component: nucleus. The transcript is spliced from 11 exons. Gene Ontology annotation, biological process: regulation of DNA-templated transcription; DNA-templated transcription. Gene Ontology annotation, molecular function: DNA-binding transcription factor activity, RNA polymerase II-specific; DNA binding; zinc ion binding.
AUGCCUAAACCCGCCGCCAGCUCUGGUCCUGCUCUCCGCAGGAAUCAAGCUUGUCAACAAUGUCGCCGAAGGAAACUCAAAUGUGAUGCUGGUAGACCGCAUUGCGGUACAUGUGUCCGGCAAUGGAACGCCUUGAUUGCAGUUCCGCCUCCCGUUGGGUUCAGCCACCCGCCUGCUCCAACAUGCUCCUACGACCCAGUUGAGGGCGUCCCCGUCGUCCCCGACUCGAUUGAAGAUCCCGUGGAGCGGAUAAAGAUCAUCGAGGCGCAGAUUGAAGAUCUUCAAAACAAACUUCAGAGUGCCCGACGUGAAGCUAAACAGAAGGGCCACGAUAUAGGAAAAUCCCCGUCGCCACCGAUGCAACUAUCCCCGGAGAUGGCAAGGUCCACACGUGGAACAACAAGUGGGUCAGAUAAAAGUAAAGACCGAUCUCCUACAAUCCCGCCCCAACCAUAUCUCUUUUCGUCUUCACCGGCCUCCUCACGUCCAUCUACUUCCCCAUCGGUGUCUGUUUCAGAGCGUAAACAUGCCACGCCUUAUGCGCGUCCUCGAGCUGCCACACGAGCCAACACAGCGACCGACAGUUCAUCGCACACACCAGUACGACGCCCGCCCACUUCGAGCCGAUCACUUCCCGCCGAUUAUUCGCCACAAGCUCAGCCGGACAAAGAUUGGGACCCGAAUCUUCCGGCUCCUAACAUUGUUGCUCACCUCGUCGAACUCUUCUUCCAAAACGAUCCAUGUGCUUCCCGUAUUUUACAUCGAAGUUCGUUCGUUGCCAGCCUCUCCUUGCCCACAACGCAUCCCGAAUUCCCUCCUCUAAUACUCAUCCACGCGAUAUGUUGUGCUUCAAGUCGAUGGGCAUCUCACGAUGCACCGAGCCGUCAGGAAAAGUUUGCCGAGUUUCAUGCAGCCAAGACUCGGACCAUAUUAGAAACGGCUCUGCGAGCUAAUUCAACCGAUUUGGCAAUAUUUCAGGCAUCGAUAAUUUUGCAGUACUGGGCUUACGCAGAAGGAAGAAAUCUUGACAUAAAAUUCAACGCACGGCCGUUCCUGGAGCCCACUCCGAGCAAUACCCAAAUGGAAGAGAAGCGAAGAGCUUGGUGGUCUUUAGUCAUGUUUGAUCGCUACGUCUCGCUGGGAGCCUGGAAGCCCUCCGUGGCAGAGGCAGAUCUGAUGGCGAUAGAGCUGCCUAUAUGCACUGUGGAUUUUGAGUGCGAGAGUUUGGUUUCUCCCAACCCACAAAAGGUUCACGAUCCGUCAUUCUUCCUUUCUCACCCAAUCGGCUACACGGAUUCAUACAUCAUACUCAUCAAGGCCACCCUUUUAUUCGGAAAAGUGACCGACUAUAACCUGACAGUUGAUAGCCGAUCCUCCAGACGGUCAGGUGAUCCUAGAGAUAGUGCCGUCUUUCGUGCUCUCGACCGCCUCGUUGCGGUAGAUUUUCUUCAAUCAUUACCAGAUGACUACAAAUCUUGCCUGGGAGCAGGGUCGACCGGGUCUAUGGUCGACGCGGAUUUGUACCUGGCGCAUGUGCUACCUUAUGCGGCUACGAUUUCUCUUCACAAUGCUCACAUCGAUUAUUCGAACCCUGGGUGCCCUUCUGCCGUACGAUGCAUACAGGCUGCCAGAUCUAUCAUCCGUAAUUAUUUCCUACUAAAUGGUACACUGUUCGACACUAAGCGGCUCCAUCCCUUUGUAACGGUCUGCUGGUAUUUGGCCGCUGUAGUUCUAGUCCAGCUCUGUAAAAGACAUAUAACUACGGGGGACCGUGGAGGAGAAGCUACGGUUUGGGGCGAAAUUGAAACACUGAAACUUGCGAUGUUGGAGUUUGGAAAUAUCUCUCCGAUUGGAUUACGACAAGAAAAGCUCCUUCAAGAAACAAUUGACGAUGUGAUUCAAAAACCUGUACUACCAGCCAAUUUUGGGCUCGAUAUUCCCAUGUACACAUACCCACUACAGGAUUUGGCGGUUUCGCUUUCUGAACAUGGCUCCCCUGAAGGUUCGAAUUCGUUCUCCACUACUGGCUAUCUUUGA